AUGCCUCGACCAUCAUCCCAGUCACGUCGGCACCGUAAUCAAUCCCUUACCUCGCCUCUCUUUCACUGGCGGCCCAGAGUGUCUUCGCCUCUUACCAGCGAAGUCACGUUCCCUAGCCUCGAUGAGAAAUGGCCGAUAUCUGAUAAAUCCGCUGCUGGCCUGGUUGAGGAGUUGACCGUCACCCGGCGUGCCAGUAGCACACAGAUCGGCAUGAGUCUAGUUGUGGAUGCCUUGAUGUCGGUAUGGCUGUGCCGGGUCGCCAUGGACAACUUCUUGACGCUUCGGUUCCUUCUUGCUGCCAUCCCGCCCCCCUUCAACCAGCCUGGAACAAUCCUAUUCUGCAACUCAAACCACCAUUAUCACAAUCCGCGAGAUUAUCCGGUACUCGCUCCCGGCGAGUCAGCCCUUAACUUAGAGGAGCUUCCAGCAAACUGUGUCUUUCUACCUCGUCUCAUCGUGAAGAUUGGGCAAUCACAAUCCCUGGCCGGACUCAUUCCCCUAAUUGUGGCUUGUGCAAUCACCCUCAAAUUGACCUUUGGCUAUCUCCUACUCCGUACCUCUAAACGAUCCAACGCGGCUUUCUACUACUUCAAAUCCACCGCGGCUUUACAUCUCUUGAUCGCAUACACCACCUUUGUCUACAUCCACGUCCACAUUGACUUACUCAUGCAUCAGUAUCCUCGACUCGAGCAAGCCUUGCGGAUCUCGUCCGAGUGCAUCUUUUUCCUGGCAGGUGUCACAGUGUGUUUCUUCUUGCUAGCCAUAGUAGUCGUUCCGCUUCUUUGGAUCUGCAGCAGCUACACCCACUCACCAGACCCACGCUCAGCUAAUGGAGGCGAGAGAAAAUUAGACAACCAAGCCAAACAAUUCAAUCACCAUCAGCAGAACACAAGGCACCUUCGCAUUGGCUCUCCUCACAAGAAACACACCCUUUCUCACAAGUUCUAA
Molecule: messenger RNA, 948 nt
Organism: Puccinia triticina
Lineage: Eukaryota; Fungi; Basidiomycota; Pucciniomycetes; Pucciniales; Pucciniaceae
Exons: 1
Coding region: 1-948 (315 amino acids)
Source: RefSeq, a predicted model, not a curated record